AGGAGGAGGAGGAGGAGGAGGCGGCGGGGGCGGCGGCGAUGGCGCCGCGGUUGCAGCUGGAGAAGGCGGCGUGGCGUUGGACCGAGACGGUGCCGCCCGAGGCGGUGGCGCAGGAGCACAUCGAAGCGGCCUACCGCGUCCGGCUGGAGCCCUGCCAGCGCGGCGCCUGCCGGAGGAACUGCCGGGGGAACCCCAACUGCCUGGUGGGCAUCGGGGAGCACGUCUGGCUGGGCGAGAUAGAUGAGAACAGCUUCCACAACAUCGAUGACCCCAACUGCGAGCGCCGCAAGAAGAACGCGUUCGUGGGCUUAACGAACCUCGGCGCCACGUGCUACGUCAACACUUUCUUGCAGAUGUGGUUUCUUAACUUGGAGCUCCGGCAGGCCCUCUACUUGUGUCCCAGCGCCAACUGCGAGUACGCGGCCGGAGAGGGCAUCCCAAAAGACAAAGACUACGAGCCUCAGACCAUUUGCGAACACCUGCAGUACUUGUUCGCCUUGCUGCAGAACAGCAAAAGGCGAUACAUCGAUCCCUCUGGCUUCGUCAAGGCGCUGGGCUUGGACACGGGGCAGCAGCAGGAUGCCCAGGAGUUUUCAAAGCUCUUCAUGUCACUGCUGGAAGAUACUUUAUCCAAACAAAAAAACCCAGAUGUUCGAAACAUAGUGCAAAAGCAGUUCUGUGGAGAGUACGCCUAUGUCACGGUCUGCAACCAGUGUGGCAGGGAGUCCAAACUCGUGUCUAAAUUCUACGAGCUGGAGUUAAACAUCCAAGGGCACAAGCAGUUGACAGACUGUAUAACGGAAUUUCUUAAGGAAGAAAAAUUAGAAGGGGACAAUCGUUAUUUUUGCGAAACUUGUCAGAGUAAGCAGAACGCCACGAGGAAGAUCAGGCUGCUGAGUCUUCCCUGCACGCUCAACCUGCAGCUGAUGCGUUUCGUGUUUGACAGACAAACUGGCCAUAAGAAAAAGCUCAACACCUACAUCGGCUUCUCCGAGCUGCUUGACAUGGAGCCUUUUAUGGAACAAAAAAAUGGCGUCUACGUGUAUGAACUCAGCGCCGUCCUCAUACACCGGGGCGUGAGCGCCUACUCCGGGCACUACAUCGCCCACGUGAAGGAUCCGCAGACGGGCGAGUGGUACAAGUUCAACGACGAAGACAUAGAAAAGAUGGAGGGGAAGAAACUGCAGUUGGGGAUUGAGGAAGAUCUAGCGGAACCUUCUAAAGCCCAGACUCGUAAACCGAAAUGUGGGAAAGGGACUCACUGCUCCCGCAAUGCUUACAUGCUGGUGUACAGGCUGCAAACCCGGGAGAAAUCUCUGACCGUCGAAGUACCAGCUUUUCUGCAGGAGCUGGUCGAGCGGGAUAACUGCAAGUUUGAGGAGUGGUGCAACGAAAUGGCCGAGAUGCGCAAACAGAGCGUGGCCAGAGGCAAAAUCAAACACGAAGAGGUGAAGGAGCUCUACAAAAGGUUACCUGCUGAAGCUGGUUCCCCGUACGACUUCAUCUCCCUGGAAUGGCUGCAGAAAUGGCUGGAUGAGUCUACUCCUCCGAAGCCUAUAGACAACACAGCCUGCCUGUGCGCGCACGGCAAGCUCCAUCCCGAUAAAAUAUCCAUUAUGAAGAGGAUAUCGGAGUACGUGGCUGAUUUCUUCUACAGGAGAUACGGCGGCGGGCCCCGGCUGAACGUCAAAGCACUUUGCAAGGACUGCGUGGUGGAAAGGUGUCGAAUCCUGCGACUGAAAAACCAGUUAAACGAAGACUACAAAACCGUUACGAACUUGCUGAAGAUAACAGUCAAGGGGAACGACGGGUUUUGGGUGGGAAAGGCGUCCUUGCGCAGCUGGCGUCAGUUGGCUCUGGAGCAAUUAAACGAGCAAGACGAAGACGGGGAGCACAGCAACGGAAAAAUGAAUGGAAACGCACAAAGCAAAGAUGAAUCAAAUGAAGAGAAGAGAGAGGAGGAAGAGGAAUUAAAUUUUAAUGAAGACAUCGUUUGCCCACAUGGUGACCUGUGCAUAUCGGAAAACGAACGGAGGGUGGUUUCGAAGGAAGCCUGGGAAAAACUCAAGCAAUAUUUUCCAAAAGCCCCCGAAUUCCCGAAUAACAGAGAGUGCUGUUCCCAGUGCAAGAUUUUGGAGCGCGAAGGGGAGGAAAACGAAGCCCUGCAUAAGAUGAUGGCCAGCGAGCAAAAGACUUCUCUCCAGAACCUGUUCCACGAUAAAUGCAGACCUUGCCUGGGCAGCUGGCCUCAGGAGACAGAUGAGCUGUAUAUUGUUUCGCAGUUCUUUGUAGAAGAGUGGAGGAAAUUUGUCAGGAGGCCGACGCGCUGCAGCCCCGUCUCCUCGGUAGGAAACAGCGCUCUUCUCUGUCCCCACGGGGGUCUCAUGUUCACCUACGCUUCCAUGACCAAAGAAGACUCCAAACUUAUAGCUCUGAUAUGGCCCAGCGAGUGGGAGAGGAUUCAAAAACUCUUUGUCGUGGAUCACGUCAUCAAAAUCACCCGAACGCAGGCUGCCGGGGCGGACCCCGAGAGCGCACUUUACGUCUCUGAGCCCAAGCUCUGUCCCGAGUGCAGAGAAGGGCUGUUAUGCCAACAGCAGCGGGACUUGCGUGAGUACACCCAAGCCACCAUCUACAUCCAUAAAGUGGUGGAUAACAAAAAGGUAAUGAAGGAUGCUGCUCCGGAGCUGAACGUGAGCAGCUCGGAAGCUGAAGAGGAAAGGGAGGAAAACAAGCCAGAGGGGGAGCAAGACCCAGAUUUUAAUCAGGCCAACGGUGGUGCGAAGCGCCAGAAGAUCUCGCACCAGAACUACAUCGCUUACCAAAAGCAAGGCAUCAGGCGGAGCACCCGGCACCGGAAAGUCAGAGGGGAGAAAGCGCUGCUCGUUUCUGCAAAUCAGACACUCAAAGAGCUAAAAAUACAGAUCAUGCAUGCAUUUUCAGUUGCUCCCUUCGACCAGAAUUUGUCCAUCGACGGGAAGAUCCUGAGCGACGACACCGCCACCCUCGGCAGCCUGGGAGUCAUCCCCGAAUCCGUCAUUUUAUUAAAGGCCGACGAACCCAUUGCGGAUUACGCGGCGAUGGACGACGUUAUGCAAGUUUGUAUGCCCGAAGAAGGAUUUAAAGGGACUGGUUUGCUCGGACACUGAUGGUUUUCGAGGCGCUGGAGCGACCGGAAGGGAAGAGGAUUUUUUGACGCGGUAGGGCAUUAAAAGGAGAACAACAAAAAAAAAAAACACAAACAAACCAACAACCAACAAACAAACCCCAAAAAAAGGUGGAUACAAGACUGAACUCUUUGACUCUUCCAGAAGGCAGAAACCCAUCCUGAAAUAACUGCCCCCCUGCCCCCGCCCUCCCCGUCCCCUCCAAAAAAAAACGAAAAAAUGCCUUAUGUCAAAGCAGAUUGCACUGAAGGACACCUGCCUUCGAGGGAACGUUCCCCGUUUUAUAUUUAAGGAAGCGCCGGGAAGGUUUGGGGAAGUUUUUAGCCGCGGUAGGGAGCGGGGCGGGGGUUUGGGGGCGGAGGGUUUCUCCCGGGGUUGGGGGCGGGGGGGGGGGUUUCCCCGGCUCUGGUCCCCCGCAGAGGGAUUGGGAUGCGUUCCGGGGAAACCGUCCCGCUCUGCUCUCCCCACGCUCCUUAGGCGUAACCUGCCGCCGGAUAAUCCCGGCUCUUCAUCCGCUAUUACUCCUUCAGUACAGCAUGGAAGUAAAAAUCGUUACUCGUGA
Chroicocephalus ridibundus (black-headed gull) is the source of this 3729-nucleotide messenger RNA. It is a transcript of the gene USP48, whose product is annotated as ubiquitin specific peptidase 48. The record is from RefSeq and is a predicted model, not a curated record. Gene Ontology annotation, biological process: protein deubiquitination. The transcript has 27 exons. NCBI's taxonomy places the organism in Eukaryota, Metazoa, Chordata, Aves, Charadriiformes, Laridae. Bases 39 to 3149 code for a protein of 1036 amino acids. Gene Ontology annotation, cellular component: cytosol; nucleus. Gene Ontology annotation, molecular function: cysteine-type endopeptidase activity; cysteine-type deubiquitinase activity; protein binding.